AUGGACGACCAGCGGGACGUUCAAACUUCCAGGCGAAACGGGAGCUGCAGGUCGCUGCUAUCAGCCGGUUCCGCGGUGGCUAUGGAGAUUAAACGGAAGAAAAUACGACAGAGUACGCUGUUCCUACAAACGGAGAGCACCAACAUACAAGAGAAGCUUGACUUUGAGAUACGAAUGCGAGAGGGAGCCUACAAGCUGCUGCUGGCUUGCAGUAAGAGAGAGCAGGUUCUCAAUGCCUCCAAGAACCUGUUGACCUGCAACGCCAGAAUCAAGGCUUAUCUCACGCAGCUGCAGAAGAAGAAAGAGGAGCAGGACAUGAUGGGAGCAGUCAGAGGAAUUUCAGAUCCAGCUUCAGAAGGCCGUUUUCCCUGUAGUGGGACAAUUGCAAUGUCUGGGCUGCGCAUUCCUUUGAUGUGGAGGGAUUCUGACCACUUUAAUAACAGAGGAAGCUCUCGUCGGGUGGCGGUGUUCUGUGUGAUGCAGAUGGGCUCAGAGGUGUUUGACACCGAUAUGGUGGUGGUGGACAGAUCAGUCACUGACAUCUGCUUUGAGGGAAUCACCAUCUUCAAAGAAGCAGUUCCACAGUUUGAGCUGAAGGUGGAGCUGUGGAGCUGCGCCCUGGAGGAAGAGCUCACUUUGGUAAACACGCCAAAGAAACUGGCCAAGAAGUUCCGCAGCUCCUUCGGAAAGAGCAGCGGGAAGAAGCUCUGCUCCCUGCUGGACACUCCAGACCCCGACACCUUCCUGCAGCACAACCCAGUACCCUCCGGAGCCAAAUACAGCCUGCUGGCCUACACGACACUGUGUCUGCCCGAGGCUGAAGGCAGCUUUCAGUCUCACUCCCUCAUUGUCCUCCAAGACGCCGAGUGGUCAUCUUGGCUCCCACUCUACGGUAACCUCUGCUGCCGGUUGGUGGCCCAGCCUGUCUGCAUGACACAGACCAUGAUGACUGGCUACCUGAACCAGAAGCAAAGCAUGGAGGGGAUGAACCGCUGCUGCAGGCUUUACUGUGUGCUGAGUGCUGGCCUUUUGUCCUGUUACUUCACCCCAGAAGAAAUUGACGCUAAAGUUCAGCCAACUCUGAAAGUAGCCAUUAAUAAGGACACCCGCAUCCGAGUGAUGGAGAAAGAGUCAGGAGGUCACAAAUCCAGGAGUAUGUCCAUCAUCAACCCUUCACCAGAGGGAUCUGAGACCAGCGUCUUCACCACAGACACCAGGGACGAGCUGGAGGACUGGCUCGACGCCCUCCACCAGCACCUCUAUGAUCAGGGCCAGUGGCUGCACUGCUGCGACCAGCUAAUGAAGAUCGAGGUCGCGUCACCACGGAAACCAUCACUCUUCCUCACCAAGCAGGCUGACUCUGUUUACAACGACCUCAGUAUAAAUUCACCAAGCAAGUUUGAGGGCAUCACAGAUAUUAUCCACAAUAAAAUUGAGGAGACAGAUGGCCGCUUCCUUAUUGGCCACGAGGAGGAGAAGGAGGCACCUAACUGGUCCACUCUGUUUGAUGGGUCCCACUCAGUGGUAGUGCAGAAGAGUAUUCUGUCCCAGAGCAAAACUUCCACCCCUUGUUCAAGCCCCAAACCCAACAGCAGCUCUACACCCAACAGCAGCAAGAAGCGGCGAGCUCCACCCCCUCCAUCUGACAGGGAGCCUUAUGCUCCUCCCACCCGUCCAGCCAGGCCUCCCCUCCCUCCUUCUCUUCUUCAUCAGCCUCUUCCCUCAAACCAGGAGAAGGAGAACUCCGGUGCUUGUGCUUCCCGUCCCACUGCAAGGUCCAAAACAGGCCGACCGUCCCUGGAUGCCAAGUUUUCUGCCAUCAUCCAGCAGCUCCAGUGGAACAACACCGGAGGAGCCGCAGCUCUCAGCAGAAAAAACGCUCCGCUGGGCGUCCUGGAUGUGCACCCGCAGGGUCAGCCUCAGCCCCCUCUCCAGCAGCUGGACUACCAGAAGCACCUCACCCAGACCCCCGAGGCCACAGCUGAUCACGGUUUCAUCAGAGCCAGUAACGGUCCUGGUCCGGUUCCUGCAGCACGAAGCAAGCUGAGGAAGUCUUUCAGAGAGAGGAUGAACCUUAAAGCGUUGUAACCUCAACCUCAGAGCAAAUCUAUGUUUACCUAAUUAAUCCUGCUUUACCACUAAUACAAAUAACAGUUUGAACUUU
Messenger RNA from Stegastes partitus (bicolor damselfish), 2164 nucleotides. RefSeq names its product rhotekin 2 (gene rtkn2). The record is from RefSeq and is a predicted model, not a curated record. The transcript is spliced from 12 exons. Lineage: Eukaryota; Metazoa; Chordata; Actinopteri; Pomacentridae. Gene Ontology annotation, biological process: positive regulation of cell population proliferation; signal transduction; hemopoiesis. Bases 1 to 2088 code for a protein of 695 amino acids.